CAGCGCGGUCCUGUGCUGUGCGCCGCUAAUCUGGUCGUGUCGUUUAGUAUAGCUUUGUCUGUUCCUUCGAGCCACAGUCAAGUUCGAGGUGAGCCUGAGCGUUCGGUUAGUUGCCGGUUUCGGGCAGUGCUGCUGUAGUGAUCAUUUCCUCCUACUUUACUCCGACUCCGACUCCGACCAAUCGCAUCGUAACGGGUUGUCGUUCCCGGUCGGUCGGUCGUUCGUCGCCUGCUGCUGGUAGUGGCUGGCAGUAAAACCGGCUUGAAGAAGAGAGGGUGGCUCACGGUGUGAUUUUUGCAGCUUGCAGUAAGUCGUUCGUAGCUAGUAGGUAUGCCCGGUUGGUUGGUGCUGAGUUUUUGCGAAUGCGGACGAUAGUUUUUCGCUGCUGGGAAAAAAACGUAGUGGAACAAGAUCGGGGUGACGACGACGACGGUCCCGCUUAAUAAGCAUUGAAUAGUGCGGUGCGUUAGGUGAUGCGGGAAAGUUGUCACGUCAGCUACCAUCAAAGUGAAUCUCGCGCAUGGAUUUACGGUGAAUUUGUACAGCUCUAGAUAGUGCGCUGAUAGCCGACAGGUUGUGUGAUGAGUACUUACCGACCAGUGAAGGCUGCUGGUGCGUAGUAGAGAGCGGCUAUACUAUGACUAUCAAACGUAAAAGUGCUAACGAAUAAAGCAAACAGUUGACCACUACAGACCGUCAGUUGACAUACAAACAACACUCGGUCCAUGGCAUGCUGAGUUGGAAUCGGAAUCGAGCAGUAAUCAGGCGGCUUCGUAGGUUUUCAAGUGUACUUUUGUUUAGAUGAGCACACAGAAUAGAUAGAUAUAGGUACUGUUGUUUGAUUGGAAGUGCAAGGUGUAAGUGGAAAGCAGCUGCUAGCUGAUGAAACAACAAUCGUGAAACGUUUUGCAAAUUAAACGCUAAUCGAAUAACGUGACAGUAGUGCGCUGGCUGCUGACAGGAGAAACUCGGUUGAUCGGUUGAACGUGCAUCUCGACAUUAAAUACUGUCGUCCACGGGAUUGUGAACCAAGCGGAAAUCGGCAGAGAGACGGCGGCGGAGGCACUAUUAACGAUCGCAUCCGCAGCGGAAAUUGAUAUUCCGCACCGCGUCGCGUCGUGUCACCAGAGCUACCAAUCAACCACGCCUGCUACGACUGCGACGCUCUAGCAUAUAGUGUAGUCCCCAGACGUCAGACGGUAGAAGAAAGCGUCGGCGGCGGUGGCAACGCCAGCAGCGGUGGCGUUUCGAUGGAUGGAUAUGUGUGAUAACUAAGUAUUCGCCGGAUCGCUUUUAAUCGAAUAUUUAUUUCGAAUGACAUCAUUACUACACCGAUUCAAGCGCGUUCGUUUGGCUAGAAGUGAAAAGUAGUAAAUAUCGGCAACGAACGGCAGAAACGACCGCACAUUGAUUUUUGCUCUCUUCUUCCCCUUGCCUUGCUUGCUUCCACUGCGGCAGUGAAAUAGUGAAAUAGUGAAACGAAAAUUGUAAAAAUAUGAGCGCUGCUGUCAGCGCUGAACCGGCAGUCGCCGGCGACGGCGUUACCGCCAACAAAAUCAACAAUAACAAUAAUAGCAACAGUAGCAGUAACAGCAAGAACAACAAUUAUGAACACGAAGCACGAAACAAUGGAACCUACGCAUUCGGGACCAUUUUGGAGCACAACACCCAGAUGACGAAUAACAACAACAACAUCAACUCAUCCUCGUCGGCCACCACCAUCAUGUCCAGCAGGAGCUCCAUGUCCAGCCGGUCUUCCUCCUACCAUAUGCAGCAUCUGAAGAGUGCCUAUGGAGCAUCCGAGGAAAUGUUGGAAACCGAAAAAGCCGGUCUGGUGGAGCGCGUGAACGACCUGGAGCGGAUAGUGCUAGAGCAGAAGGAUGAAAUUGUUUGUCUCAAAUCGACACUGGCCGACGUGCUGCGGCGGCUCAGUACGAUUGAUAACAGCUACGACAGCAACAAACAGAUGGAGGCCAACUCGGCGAGCAAUUCGACCUUGUCCAGUAAAAGUUUCCGCUUCUCGCGGAAUACCAUCACCCGGUUAAACUCCAGCGUCGACGAGAAGCGGUUCGGCGGCCGCGUGCCAUCCCGGGUGACCAGUUCGCCGUCCCGCAACAUGUCUACCUCGAAGGCGAGCAGUUUGGCCCAGAAGGCUAUCCACCACUCGAACGGGUCGCUGCAUUCCGACUCGAUGAGCAGCCAUUCGAUAUCGCCUGCGCCGUCGCCGUCCCCCAAGCAACCGAACAUGGCCAAUCUGACCGCAUCGGUCAGCGGAAUUAGCGUCGGCGGCGGUACACCAACGGGGGUUGCCGGCAUGGGCAAACGCUGGAGCUCGACCGGGGACUUCGUCAGUGGAUCGCCCGGACCGGUAGCCAGCAGUACAAGCAACAGCAUUUCGCGCUUUUCCACCAAAUCGUUGCUGAAUUUGAACAGCGGCGGCAGCAGCGCGGGCGGAGGUUCCCGGCAGGGUCACCACACGCACGCCUUCGUUCAGCGGAAGGAUGACGACGACUUCCUGAAGUUGUACAUCAGCGGCCGGCCGAUAGUGUUGCACAUUCCGGAGGCCCAGAUCGCGACGUACGAAACGACCAAGGUACAGCCGACUCCGAACCGGCGUUUGCGGUUGGAUUGGGUGUACGGCUAUCGGGGUAAGGAUUGCCGAUCGAAUCUGUACCAGCUGCCGACCGGGGAGAUGGUAUAUUUUGUGGCGGCUGUCGUCAUUCUGUACAAUAUGGAUGAACAAUCACAGCGGCACUACGUAAGCCAUACGGACGAUGUAAAAAGCUUGGCGGUGCAUCCAAAUAAGCUACUGGUUGCGACCGGCCAGUGUGGAGGACAUGAAGGACGCGAAACGUGGCCUCACAUACGGGUGUGGAAUUCGGUUUCACUGGUGACGCAGAACGUAAUCGGAAUGGGUGAGUUUACCGGUUCGAUCAAUUGUUUGUCGUUCAGUCGGGCGGACAGUGGAACGAUUCUGGCCGCAAUUGACGACUCCCCGGAUAAGAUUAUUUCGAUCUGGGACUGGCAGAAGAAGGAAAACGGGAAACGGAUAACGGAAACGAAGUGUUCCGUCGAUACGAUCGUUGCCGUCGAAUUUCAUCCUCUGGAUAAGGGGCAAAUUAUAACUAUUGGAAAAAAUCACAUUGCUUUUUGGUCGCUGGACCACAACGGGAUGCUGUACAAAAGGAUGGGUGUUUUCGAGAACCGAGAGAAACCGAAAUACGUAACGGCAAUUUCGUUCACUCCGACCGGGGAUGUUGUGACGGGAGACUCGAACGGGAACAUUUCGAUUUGGGCACGUGGAACGAGUGUAAUCAGUCGUUUCUUGAAAAAAGUUCACGAAGGAUCGAUCUUUUCGAUCUGCUCCCUGCGAAACGGGGGAUUCGUUUCCGGCGGAAAGGAUGGCCGGUUGGUUCUGCUGGAUGAUCUGAUGCGACUAAAGGCGGAACAACUGGUGGAGCCUCACUUUGGAGCGGUGCGUGUGGUUGCACAAGGCAAAGGUUCGCAGCUACUGAUCGGAACCACUAAGAAUUGCAUUUUGUCGGGAGAUUUUACUCUUGGUAUGGUACCCAUCGUAAUGGGUCACACGGAUCUGCUGUGGUCGCUUGCGUCCCAUCCACAGGUGGCGCAGUUUGUUACUGGAGGCCGUGAUCGGUUGCUGCAGCUAUGGGAUUCCCUAUCGCAUUCCGUCGUUUGGAGCAAGGACAUCGGAGAGCCGAUCCAAUCGGUACAGUUUUCCAACACCGGCGAUGUGAUCAUCGUCGGAGGCGUCAGCGGCCGGUGGAUGGUGUUCGAUACGUUUACGCGCGAACUGCUAGCGGUGUACCAGGAUGGACAGGACGUUAUCCAAACGAUCAAGUUCUCCCUGGACGGUAACUUGCUGGCACUCGGAUCGAAGGAUAGCUACAUCUACAUUUACCAGUGCACAAAGGUGUCGCACCGAUUCUCCAAAAUUGGAAAGUGCACCGGUCAUUCGAGCUUCGUAUCCCACAUGGAUUGGUCGAAAGAUAGUCAAGUGUUGCGAACAAACUCCGGCGAUUACGAAUUACUCUACUGGAACCCAACGCUCUGCCGCCAGAUCACCAACCACGGCACGGUGCGGAAUCUCGAGUGGGCCACCCAAUCUUGUACGGUGUGCUUCGAAACGGUCGGCAUCUGGCCGGAGAACUUCGACGGGACGGACAUUAACAGCGUCUGCAAGGACAGUGCCGAACAGUUUUUGGUCACGGCGGACGACACCGGCAAGAUACGCCUGUUCAGCCAUCCAGCUUCGCAACCAAAGUCUCUGUCACAUGCAUACCGAGGUCACAGCAGUCACGUAACAGCGGUUAAAUUUAUGCACGAUGGCGUCCGGCUGCUGUCGGCUGGCGGGCUGGACACCAGCGUACUCCAAUGGAGGGUCGUUUAGAACAGAUAAACGAAAACAAAAACAAAAUACAAAAGCGCAAUGCAGCAGCACAGCCAACCAGCAACAAAGCAAAUGCAGUAUGCAGUACUAAUUAUUGUUACACAUUGGGUAUUUAAAAAAUACACAGUAAAUGUCGUCAUUCACCCAAUCUUCCCAUCAGCGCAGCAACGCAGUGAAUGAACAGAGAGAGAGCAACACCAACAAAAAAGUCCACUUUAAAAUUCAAACACACUUCUAGGUGAUACUGUUGUUUAUUAUUAUGAGCAAAUAACGAUGCAUUUUAGAGCAGCAAAUAAGUUAUUAAAACUUUUACAUUCCGAUUAUUAGUGCGGAAAUC
This is a messenger RNA of Sabethes cyaneus, 4745 nucleotides long. RefSeq names its product echinoderm microtubule-associated protein-like 2. Gene Ontology annotation, biological process: microtubule cytoskeleton organization. Gene Ontology annotation, cellular component: mitotic spindle. Gene Ontology annotation, molecular function: microtubule binding. Bases 1496 to 4408 code for a protein of 970 amino acids. NCBI's taxonomy places the organism in Eukaryota, Metazoa, Arthropoda, Insecta, Diptera, Culicidae. The record is from RefSeq and is a predicted model, not a curated record. The transcript has 8 exons.